AUGCUAAUUACCCGAUGCUUGCGCUUUUCUUCAUGCGCGAGAACAACAACCCAAGUGUCCCGUGCCCUUGACCAUCAAGCCUUUUCUCCCUUACCCUUCCGACCUGUCGCUGCGAGAUUCAGGUCCAGCCACCAUGUCGCCCAGUACAACGGCCCGGCUCCUAUCGUGGCCGUGGUCGGCUCCGGCCCAGCGGGCUUCUAUACCGCUCAGAAGUUGAUGCGAGAUAUCCCCGGCACCAAGGUCGACAUGUACGAACAGCUACCUGUGCCUUUCGGCCUGGUGCGGUUCGGCGUGGCGCCCGACCACCCGGAAGUCAAGAACUGUCAAGACACUUUCCAAGAGGUUGCCGCGUCCCCCGACUAUACUUUCAUCGGGAACGUCAAUCUCGGCCAUGACCUUCCUCUCCCAUUGCUCGCCAAACACUACGAUGCGAUCGUCUUUGCAUACGGCGCGUCCAAGGACCGCAGGUUGGGCUUGGAGGGCGAAGAGAAACCGCACAUCUACUCAGCGCGGGCUUUUGUGGGCUGGUACAACGGCCUCCCGGAAUACCGCGAUUUGGACCCAGAUCUGACGGCCGGCGAGACGGCCAUCGUGGUCGGGCAGGGAAACGUCGCAUUGGACGUGACUAGGACGCUCCUGAGCAAGGUCGACGUGCUAAGGAAGACGGACAUAACGGACUACGCCCUGCACGCCCUCUCGGGCAGCAAGAUCAAGCAUGUCCAUGUAGUGGGUCGGCGAGGGCCGAUGCAAGCAGCCUUCACCAUCAAAGAGGUGCGGGAGCUCCUUCAGCUGGAGGAUGUGAAUUUCACUCCGAUCCCGAACGAGCUGUUUCCUGCUGACCUGGCCAAACUACCUCGGCCAAGAAGGCGGCUUCUGGAGCUCCUGAAAAAGGGCAGUCCCGUCAAAGAGAAGGCGACCAAGUCUUGGUCUCUGGAUUUCCUACUCGCUCCGACAUUCCUCAAUUGGUCUGCGGCGGAUCCAGACCGACUGGAAGGGGUCACGUUCUCCAAGACCAGACUAGAGGAUCCAUCGUCGUCCGAGUCCCCAGUGGUGAAUACGGACGAGACGCAGGUGAUAGCUACAUCCAUAUUGUUCCGAUCGAUAGGAUACAAGGCCGAGGCCAUUCUAGGCAUGGCUGAGAUAGGCGCCGAAUUCGAUCAAGGGAAAGGCACCAUCCGUCACGAUGGGCUGGGUCGAGUGGUGCCGGUGAGUCAAUCGGCUACAGUCGGGAACGGAGACGGAAAUGGAAAGGUUGCUGUAUAUUGCUCUGGUUGGGUGAAACGUGGGCCUACCGGCGUGAUUGCCAGCACCAUGACCGACGCUUUCCAGACGGCGGAGGCGAUCGUCGAGGACUGGAAAAGAGCUUACGCCAGCAACUCGGGACCAGAGUCUCUUCGGGGUGGCUGGACAGGUGUCCAGGCCGAAGCGCAGGCCUUGAAGCUCCCACUCCGCCCUCUCCACUGGGACAAGUGGCAGAAGAUCGACGAGGCCGAGAAGGCUGAGGGAGCGAAACGAGGCAAGCCCAGAGAGAAGUUUGGGAAGGUAUCUGAGAUGCUGGAGGCUGCUGGUGUCACGGUUCAUCCAAACUGGUACACCACGACAGAAAAGGGACGAAGUAACUGA
Capronia epimyces CBS 606.96 is the source of this 1623-nucleotide messenger RNA. RefSeq names its product ferredoxin-NADP+ reductase. Lineage: Eukaryota; Fungi; Ascomycota; Eurotiomycetes; Chaetothyriales; Herpotrichiellaceae. Gene Ontology annotation, biological process: ubiquinone biosynthetic process. The transcript has a single exon. The record is from RefSeq and is a predicted model, not a curated record. Gene Ontology annotation, cellular component: mitochondrion. Bases 1 to 1623 code for a protein of 540 amino acids.